This is a messenger RNA of Cadophora gregata, 4977 nucleotides long. RefSeq lists its product as uncharacterized. Gene Ontology annotation, molecular function: zinc ion binding. NCBI's taxonomy places the organism in Eukaryota, Fungi, Ascomycota, Leotiomycetes, Helotiales, Ploettnerulaceae. The record is from RefSeq and is a predicted model, not a curated record. Bases 525 to 2672 code for a protein of 715 amino acids. The transcript is spliced from 3 exons.
UACCUGGACAUUAUUUCGUUCUCUCUAAUCAACACACAGCAGUGCAUCUGCUCUCUCAUCACAGUCGUCCCCUCCUCGUUAUCGUCAGCCAAUCUCUCCACAUCCGCGCGCCCCGACGCCCGACUGUCGUUGUCAUCAAGUUGAAAUUAUGGCAUCCAGCCCUGAUCCAGCCACUACGAGUAUUUCCCCUCAUCUCGCCCACACAGGUCAGCAGCUGCCCACACCGCCUUCCUCAGUGCCUCCACACCAUAUGCAUCGCACUGGAGACAGAGGUUGCAAUGCAUAUCAUGGCGGCCCGUGGCUGAGGUCGGGGUCAUCUGCUUCGGUUGACUGAUGCGUUGGCAGACAUCCCUCCUACACUCAACCAUGAUUCCGCCUUGCACGAUGGAGCAGCAUCAGCGCUGAAAACAAGGGUUUGCCGAUACUUCGGCAGAGCAGGUUAUUGUCGGGCGGGCAACGAGUGUCAAUUCUUGCAUGAUGAGACACGACUUCCCGGAGCACCCAAUGCAAAGCCAACUCAUGAGAUGCCCGAAUCAUCUGUCGAAGGAGCUGCUGGCCAACUCGUGACAGAGGAUGGAUUGAUACAGGAUCGUCGUCAAGCGGUUACAAAACCCGUACCCAGCUCCCGUGUGGUAGCAAAACCAGUCCCACAAAUCCAAACUCAAGAUCCGAGAGAGUUUCAACUAGGCCAGAUUCGAAGACGCUUCUCUCCAAAGGAGACCAAGCAACCAGGUGGGGGAGCCACACUCCUGAAGUUCAGCCUUGCACCGUCAGACCCGGACUUCCCGUUUGAGAUGACAUCCUUGGAAUGUUUACUUUCAGUACCAGUCGCAUAUCCGAAGGAGGGACCCUCUUUGAAGGUUGAGAACAAAGACAUCCCCCGAGGCUUUUCUCUCAAUGUCGAAUAUGGUUUCGAUAAUAUGGUCAAGGAGAAGCCAGAGUCUACCCUAUUGGAGCUCAUGAAGUGUCUUGACAAGAACCUUGAAGCUUUCCUAUCUGCGCCGAAGGCGGAGACAAUAAAGCUGUUGCCGAACAAGGAUACCCGACAUCUUUCAGCGACUCCUUCAAGGUCAGUUGAGCCCGCUUUCAGGCCUGCAAGUUCAUUGAUAGAAGCGGCUGCAAGUAUACAAGUUGGGAAAGAAACUCUCAGAAAUGUCGAACCACUUAUCACAUACACGGCUCAAGAGAAAGCUGAAGCUCUGAAGAGAAGAGAAGUUGAGACUAGACAACUGGAAGCUCGGAUGAAAAGAUUACCUCUUUACAAGAUGUCUCCUGAUGGAAUCGCUUACACCCUUCCUCUUGAGCCCAAGCGAAGAACCGAUUUACCUCUUUCCUUACAGGCUGUCAAAGCCGUUGUUUUGUUUGUUCCUCUCUUAUAUCCCCUACAGCCUUGUCGGAUUAAGCUGGACAAAUUAGAUAUUCCCGAGGCUAAGCCACUCGAAGUUGGGUUUCUUCAACGGUCGACGGAGCAGAAAGCCACUACAUUGACUGGUCAUGUCAACUAUCUUGCACAAAAUAUGCAUCUUUUGGCAAAGACGAAGUUAGAAGCCAAUCCUGUACCAGCUCCAAUAAUCCAGUUACCUGUGAGAGAGGAAACAGAGGUCACAAAGUCUGCUAUUGAAGGUCAUCAAGAUCCGGAACGCAGCCACAUUCAAUACAUUACUCGACCUCCAGAGUGGACAUUCAUUGAACGAGGCGAAGCUUCUGACUCGGACGACCUCGACUUUGACUCUUAUGAUACAGGAGAUGAGACUACUGAUGAAGAAGGCGGAGUCGAAGUUCCAGAGGGGAAUGGAGAAACGUCAAAGCAGCCAGCUCAGAAUCCUGAACGCGGUACGGCGAUCUCUUUCCCAUUUUUGGACUUGUUUGGUAUCGAAUUACUUGAGGUUGUGGCUUUGAAUAUCUCCGUAAAAUGCGAGAGAUGCAAGGACACCACUGAGGUCAAGGGACUGAAGGAUGGCGUGACCAAAACUCCAAGCUGUCGCAAAUGCACGACUACUUUCAGCGUCACUUUCCGUCGAGAUCUCCUUCACGCCCACGCAGUCAGGGCAGGUUUCCUCGACCUAGAAGGCUGCAUCAUUGGCGACAUGCUACCCAGCACAUUCAUUCCAACUUGCUCACAAUGCUCCACUGUCUAUCCUCUUCCUGGAAUUAUAUCUGUUCAAGGCGAAUCAACCAGUAAUAUCUGCCGAGAAUGCCACCAAAAAUUCACCUUCAAGAUCCCUUCCGUGAAGUUCCUCCGCAUCUCUUCCACAAACCGCCUCCCACCAUCCUCUGGACCCCGCCGCAAACGCGAAACACUCGGUUUAGUACCAGGUACUGAAUUGCCAAAGCGAGGCCGAUGCAGACAUUACACAAAGAGCUACCGCUGGUUUCGCUUCAGCUGCUGCUCAAAAGUGUAUACGUGUGACAAGUGCCACGAUGAAGCAGAGGACCAUCCGAACGAAUGGGCGAAUCGCAUGAUCUGUGGAUGGUGCUCGAGAGAGCAGAACUACAAACCGGAGGACUGCGGAGUCUGUCAUGGGAGUUUGGUGGGGAAGAAGAGCGUUGGUGGAUUUUGGGAGGGAGGAAAGGGGACGAGGGAUAAGGUAAAGAUGAGUAGGAAGGACAAGAGGAAGUUUAGGCGCAUUGGGGGAGACGCGAAGCCGAAGAAUUACUUGCAUCAGGCAUAGAUUCUGUGUAGUGGGUCGUCAAUUGUGUACUGUAUUACUUUGAGAGUGGACGGCUGUUGUUCCUCAACGAGCUGAAUGUUGUGGGUGGCUUAGGACACGAGUGUUUACUUGCUCCAGGCUUCCCGUCAGCUACUGCUCGCUAAAACACAAUCACAUGGCUUACCUCGCUGCCCAAAGAAUAUAAAGGAUCAGCAACUGCAUUUCAAUAUGUAACCAAGGAAACUCCUCUCGUUCUUACUCAUCUCCUCCCCCUUUUUCUAAUAUCGACCCUCGUACAACCCCCACACUGGACGUCCAAUGACAAACCCGUACAACCCACUGCUCUAUCACGACCCAGCAAGAUCCAACCCGUCCGAGUUAUACCAACGCCCUACCCAAUACACUCAUCCAUUUCUGCAGUUCAGCCACAGCCAAUAACCAACAUCGGCACCAAGAUCUAGACCUCUCCACACUCGGAGAUCUGUCCGUACGCCAUCCUGCCCUACAUGCAUAUAUAUACAAGAACAUAUGUAUAUCUUUACCCCGGGUAGGACUGCACCAAGCUGUGCCACUUCCAUUUUCUCAGUGACACUGCUUCUGUUUAACGCGGGUCUGUCACCACCCUUCCUACCGUCCCGGGUUCUCGUCACCUGCGCAGUGCGGGCAGUAGUACAUGCAGCGUGGGGGAGAGGAGUUGGGAUGGGCAGGUAAGGGGGACGCUGAGAUAUUGAUCGACGGGCACGUGUGUUAUGGAUAUUGUGGGUAAUGGCAAGGGAAAGUAUAUUGGUAUACGUAUGGAGUUGGUGAUGUGAUGGGAAUCUGGGCCGGAGGUAUGUCCGCAAAAAAUAAAAAUCCAAUACAACAUGCCUGGCAUGCAGGUAGGUAAGUAGGCAGACUGAGAGAGUGGGAGAAGAAGCAAAUGCACGCGCAAUACCUCAUUGGCAUUUCGACGGAUGCGGUGUGCAGAAGGCAAGGUUCUGAUGUUGAAAAUGCAAAGAAACUGUACACAUAUCUUGAUCAGUGUAAGACAGGUACAUCAUGAAUUUCUUGGAAUAAUGCAAUCUUCAACGGAGGACAGAGUUGCAUAGCCGUUCCCGCAGCGCAUGCUUCUAUCUACCCAAGAAUGUGCAAGCAUCCCACCAAUGCUUCUACACAUUUGACAGAGAAGCAGAACCAGUACAUAGGUACCACAGCUCUCCUGUCUCUUUUGUACCUGGUGUCGUGUACAGUACUACUUCACAUCAUCGGCUCCUUCACCCUCACCAUGCACCCCGCCAAAAAGGGAAAUCGGCACAGCGUAUAGACGCACAAUUCACGGAGUAAAGUAUCAAGAUCGAAAGCAGGCGGUUACUUACUUCUUCAUUCCCACUCUCUGCACAAUACACCGCAUCGCAUCGCACCGUACCGCACAUGUGUGUACUGCAGGGUCUUGCAAGCAGGAGAAGAAGAAAAUAUGUGAGAGAGGCGGAGGGGCAUCCGGGCAGGUCGUUACACAGCACACAGCGUGACGGCGGGCGACAUGCCGUUACAGUAUUCUCUCCCGCAGUACCUCUGCAAUUCAACGAUCCCAACUCCCUGGUUUUCGUCUUAGGGCGACAUUAUGGCUAUUGAAUCGGAUCGGAUCUAGAUUGGAAUCGAGAUUAUGCUGAGCUCAUCAGGUUGGGUUGGAGAGUUGGAUAGUGGCUGUUGGCAUCUGAAUAUGGCAUUUGAGGCUUGAGCUUGGCGAUAUGCUUUUGUUGGUGGAGGUUGGUUUUGGGGGAAAACGAUGACUUGAUCACUUGAAAGGCGGGGAAAUGGAGCUGCAUUGCCGCUGCGCUGAGGAGAAAUGCUCCGAGCGGUGGGUUUUGCGAUAAAUGAUAGAUUGGAUAUGAGAAACAAGAGUGAUAUAAACAACAUGACUGAUCCUGUUAGAAGUAAGUAAUAUUGAAGAAUAUUUUGACAAAACUUACUAGUUAUAUCAAAAAUGAAAGAAUCACACAAACCUAACAAACAAGAAGUAACAAAACAAGCACAAACAUAAAUUGAAAGAGGUUGGAUACUCAGUAUGUCCUCUUGCAAGAUGUGAGCUAUCACAUCCGACCGAGAUGCUGCUUCCUCACCCGCAUUCUCACCCGCAUCGGCAGCUAUCUGGUAACCGUACAGUAGCAGCGAUCUCAUAUCUCGGGUAGAGAUCUUGCUGGGCACCUGGUGAGGAACGCAUCAGGAUCACCACCGGGUAUCGAUCCGAUUCAUUCUCCAAGAUUGAAAUCCAACACCAACAACCUGAUACCACGAAGUGGCCUGACAAAAAUCAAAAAGGGAGCUUGUUUGAAGCAUUGGUUGGCAA